Molecule: messenger RNA, 2731 nt
Organism: Jaculus jaculus (lesser Egyptian jerboa)
Lineage: Eukaryota; Metazoa; Chordata; Mammalia; Rodentia; Dipodidae
Product: immunity-related GTPase family M protein 1-like
Exons: 2
Coding region: 296-1489 (397 amino acids)
Biological process (GO): defense response; cellular response to interferon-beta
Cellular component (GO): endoplasmic reticulum membrane
Molecular function (GO): GTP binding; GTPase activity
Source: RefSeq, a predicted model, not a curated record
CGCAGACCCCUCCCCCGGGGGUGGGGGAGGGGAGGGCUCCGAUCUCUGGAAAGAAAAGUCUGAGGCAGCAGUCCAAUGCUGCAGAGAAAGCCCGGGAGUUCAGAGGGCCUUUCCAAGCUCCUCCUCCCUCCUCCACUCUGCUCCCUCUUCCUAGGACCCAGCCCUGCAACCUCACUUCUCUCCUUCUGAACAUCCUGGGCCCGGGGUCUCAGUUUUGGAAGGUGACAUUCUAGGAGGGCCACUGGCAUCUGGUCACAACAGUCCUCUGAAGCAAGUUGUUUCGGUGCUCGCUGACAUGGCCGAGGCCCCUGCACCCUCUUACACAGCUCUAUCUAUACCCUUCACCUCUGGCAUGCCCUGUGAUACAGACAGCAGUAUUUCACCCAAAGUCAGGAGGAAUAUUGAGAAGGCUUUGAGAGAAGGGAAGUUGUUGGAAGUGGUGUCUGUGGUCAGAGAAGCAAUGCAGACGGCGUCCAGAGCCCCAGUGAGCAUCGCUGUGACCGGGGACUCCGGCAAUGGCAUGUCAUCCUUCAUCAACGCACUUCGGGCCAUUGGACACGACACAGAGGUCUCGGCUCCUACUGGGGUGGUGAGGACCACCCACACACGGGCCUGUUACUUCUCCUCCAGCUUUCCCAAUGUGGAACUGUGGGACCUGCCUGGUAUGGGGGCUACAGCCCAGAGCAUGGAGGGCUAUAUGUGUGAGAUGCAGUUCCCUCAGUACGACCUCAUUAUCAUCAUCGCGUCUGAACAGUUCAGCUUCAAUCAUGUGCACCUUGCCAAAACCAUCAAGAGCAUGGGAAAGAGGUUCUAUGUUGUCUGGACCAAGCUGGACAGAGACCUCAGCACCAGCACCCACUCAAAGGCCCAGCUCUUGCAGAAUAUCCAAGAGAAUAUUCGGGGAAGUCUCCAGAAGGAGGGAGUGCAGGAACCCCCCAUAUUCCUGGUAUCCAGCUUUGACCCUUUAUCCCAUGACUUCCCAAAACUUAGGGACACACUACAAAAAGAUCUCUCCAGCAUCAGGUGUUGUGGUCCCUUAGAGAAGCUUUCCCAAAUCUGUGAGAGGAUCAUCGACGAGAGAGUGGACUCCAUGAAAAGCAAAAUAGGCACCGAGAACUUCAACAAAAUGUCUGGCAUCCGGGAUCCAGAUAAUUCGCUGGAGAAUUUUAAAGCUCUCCAGUUGCUCUUUGGUGUGGAUGACAAGUCUCUCCAGCAGGUGAUGCAGAGCAUGGAAAAGCCAGUUGUAGAAUACAGGGUGGCCAGAGAAAACCAGGACGUGCAGAGCUACUACUACCAAGAGAGCUGGAUAGGGCCGAGAAUAUUGUACUUCGCACUCUAUUACUUCUGUACUGGUCUCAGCUACAUCCCAUACUGCAGUGACUCUGGCGUCUACUACCGCAGAUACCUAGAACACAGACGCUUGCUUACGCAAGUUGCUGAGCACACCAAGGUCAUCCUGAGGAAAAUCUUGGAAGAGUCCAUCAUCUAAAGUGGUUGUUAACAGACUGUUUCUUUGGGAAACUCUGGGUAUCUGGGAUCCUCUCCUCAGCUCUGCACCCUUAGAGCUCAACCCUCCACUCACGUGGUUUCCAAGUUCCUAGACGUUAAUAAGCUCGCUUUCUCACCGGGUAGCCCCCUCCCCCCAGGAAACACCAUAAUGGAUUUCACUCUUUUUUUUUUUUUUUUUUUCAUUUCAUUAACUAAAGUAUCUGGGAUCCAAAUGCAGAAGAAAUUUCCCCAGACACAAGCUGACUCCUCUCUUUUGCUCAGAGCUUUCCCCUGUUUUAUUCAGUUCAUAUGUUUGCAAUAGAAGAGAAUGUUAUGAAUUCUAGAAUUGUUCUUUUCUGUCAUCCCCACACUGAGUGCUGUCAAUUCAACCUGAUUGGUUGUAUUCCAGAUCUGCUUCCGCCCCACGCUCCUGAAUGCUGGAAUAGCUUCCUGUUUCUGACCCCUUGCCUGUGCCAUCCGAGGUGGCACGUCCCACAGUGCCUGGUUUCCUGCCAUUUAUUAUAGCAAUAGCAAGUUGCUUACUGCAUCCAAACACACGGGCCUGUUUUGUGCUUCUAAAUCCUGGCCCCGUCUCUUCUGUCUUAACUCAUGAGUGUAUCUCCCACACCCAGCACAACACCUCGUGCAGAAAUCUGAGAAAACCCUCACGUUGCACCCCUCCUGAGGGCAGAGAUGAAGAGGGGCACACGUGGGAUGGCAUCACCUCCACUUCCGUGCUCGGUUGUCACACAGGGUUCUGUGGCAGUAAGGGUAUAGCCUGGAAUUUCAUUGGCUAAUCGAGCUAGAAAGUGUUAGCGAUGUGGCUCAAUGGUACAGUGCUUCCCCAGAAUUGAAAAGAAUAAAUCCUGAGAGGGAAAAAAAAUUAGGUAAAUCAUAUAUGUUGAGAAUAACAUACCAAAUGAUACUAUUGUUACUGACAGGAGGGCUCUGAAUCCCCACGUCAGCCAUCACCUAAACAAGGUCAGUUCACCCUAUCUGCUUGGUGGCAAGAACAGAACGAACUGAAAAUUCUCAGUGAAGGUGGAUUUGGGGUUGGAGGUAAUCGGAGCUCUACUAGGUUUAAAUUUUGGGGUUGGGGAAAUAGGUCAGUCAGUCAAACGUUUGCCUCACAAGCAUGAGAACCCGAAUUCACCCCAGUAGCCAUGUAAAAGGCUGGGCUUGCAAUUAAGGUGAUUGCCUGCAAUGCCUAAUAUUCCAAUUUUGCUUCCCCACUACCCAUGUA